AUGUCACAAAGAAUUGGUAAUUCAGCUGUCGCUUUAUCUAAAGUAUGGCAUCACGUUGAUGUUGCUGCUGAUGAAAGAACAUUAGGUCGUCUAGCAUCAAGCAUAGCAUUAACAUUACAAGGAAAACAUAAGCCAACUUUCUCGCCAAACAGAGACCAUGGAGACUACGUUGUCGUCACAAACUGUGCACAUUUGAAAGUGACUGGUAAUAAAUUGCAAGACAAGACAUACUGGUCUCACACCACCCGUCCCGGUUCGUUGAAAUUAGUGCCUAUGGAGAAAAUGAUCGCUAACAAAGGUUACGGAGAAGUAUUGAGAAGAGCAGUGAAAGGGAUGAUUCCAAAGAACAAAUUGAGACUUAUUAGAAUGGAUAGAUUGAAAAUCUACGAUGGAGAUGAACAUCCAUAUAAACAAAACUUGAUAGCAUACGCCGAUGAAAUGAAGGAAAUGAGAAGUAAAUUGGCUGAAUUAAAUAGAAAAGAAAAGGCCAUGCAAGAACUUCGUACAAAAUAUUUGGAAAGUUAA
This is a messenger RNA of Debaryomyces fabryi, 525 nucleotides long. Its product is annotated as mitochondrial 54S ribosomal protein uL13m. Gene Ontology annotation, cellular component: mitochondrial large ribosomal subunit; ribosome. The transcript has a single exon. Gene Ontology annotation, biological process: negative regulation of translation; translation. The coding region runs from base 1 to 525 and encodes 174 amino acids. NCBI's taxonomy places the organism in Eukaryota, Fungi, Ascomycota, Pichiomycetes, Serinales, Debaryomycetaceae. The record is from RefSeq and is a predicted model, not a curated record. Gene Ontology annotation, molecular function: structural constituent of ribosome; mRNA binding.